AUGGCGAGUUGGGGUGAAAAGUUCAGGCUAAUCUAUGCCGAAGGCAUAUCGAUGUGGAGGAUUUCUGUGCUUGAUGUGGACGAUAAAAUGAGACACAUGAACACAUAUUGUUUCAGUAGCAAGUCCACCCUUGCUUCAAAACCGGGCAAAAGGCAGCCCGGGGGGAAAGGAAGCAGCUCCAGCGCGCAAGGACCAGCCCUGGCAAGAGCUGGGUCCCACGAGCCCAGGCAAGCCCGUGGGCAAAUUCAGCUCGAGCUGCUGCCAGGGCAAACUGAUGCAAUGCUGACGUCAUAA
Molecule: messenger RNA, 294 nt
Organism: Prunus armeniaca (apricot)
Lineage: Eukaryota; Viridiplantae; Streptophyta; Magnoliopsida; Rosales; Rosaceae
Source: the annotation of a GenBank genome assembly